Frankliniella occidentalis (western flower thrips) is the source of this 496-nucleotide messenger RNA. RefSeq lists its product as uncharacterized. NCBI's taxonomy places the organism in Eukaryota, Metazoa, Arthropoda, Insecta, Thysanoptera, Thripidae. Bases 8 to 346 code for a protein of 112 amino acids. The record is from RefSeq and is a predicted model, not a curated record. The transcript has 3 exons.
CUCCAGGAUGAUCAAUCAGAAUUUUCGGGUGCAUCAAAUAGUUCAUCCACUGAGAAUUCAAGUGAACAUAGCUCAGAAAAUAGCGAAGAAACAGAUAAGGAAGAGGAAGAAGAAGAAGAGACCAGAUUUAGUAUUGACGAUGGAGAUUGUGAAUAUAAUAGUUCAGAUGGAGGACCUAACAGUGACAGAGAAGAUAGAGAAUUUAAUAAUUCUCAACAUCAGGAAGAUGCAUCAGACUUAUCGGGUGCUUCAGAUAAUUCAUACAAUGAGGACUCAAGCGAAUAUGAUUCUGGCCAUCGUGAUGAAACAGAUCAGGAAGAGGAAGAAGAAGACAACAGUAUUAUAGGUGAAGCAGGUGGUGCCGAUGGAGAUCAAAAUGAAAACAAUGAGAAUAAUGAGAUAGCUGAUCCGUUCAGGAGACUUAAGUCGAGUUUAGAAGGUUCUUUUGCUUUAGAGAGACAGCUGCAAGUGAAUAUAUCUAUUGGUGAAAUACUUA